AUGUGGGACUAUUACAAUGAUAAGACCAUCUUCAUUACAGGAGGAACUGGCUUUCUUGGGACUGCGAUUGUAUAUCGCUUGCUCACACAAACAUCCGUGUGUCGCGUAUAUAUGCUGUGUAGAGGAGGUAUAGGAAAACUUCGAUUAAAAUGGACAGAAUCGCUAUCACUGGCAACAGUCGAAAAACUUCUUAGCACCAAUCGCAUCACAGCCAUAAAUGGUGACAUCCUCUCACCCGACCUAGGGCUUUCUCAGGACGAACUAAGCACACUUCGACAAGAGGUCAAUGUUAUCAUUCACUCAGCUUCCUCUAUAAAUCUCGGGAAGCCCCUCGGUGCACUAUCAGAUGUGAUUAUCAGAGCCAGUGAAAGGAUGGUAGACAUUGCUCUGACUUGCCCAAGUUUGGAUCGCUUUGUUUAUAUCUCAACGGCAUACUGCAAUUCUCACCUAUUUCCCACUAACGAAGACAUCGAAGUCGAGAUCAAAGAAGACAUUUAUGAUCCCAGCCAUCAUUCAAACGUCAUGAAAGAGUGGGCACAAGUGAAAGAGAGUGGCUCUAGCGAUGCGUAUGAAGCACACGACUUCCCAUGGUCCUACGGAUAUGCAAAGAACUUGACAGAGCGAAUCCUCCUCCAUCGGUUCACUCAAAGCGAUGUCAAGGACAAGCUGCUGAUUAUGCGCCCUUCUGUCAUCGGACCGGCCCAAAGCUUCCCGGAUUUUAAAUACAACGUGCCACUAUCAAGCCCAUUGACAAAAAUUGCUGCUAUAAUUGCACUGAGCCCUGCUGGCAUGGUUACUGCUGCAAUAAAAGCAGUAGAAAAAAGCUCUCAAGUAUUUAUUGAUGAGGUUCCUGUCGACGUGGUUGUCGAUCGUUUGCUCGCCCAUUUGGCUGUGGGAACCAAUGGUUGUGUGCAUGCAGUCAGUGGGCAGCGAGAACGGCAUAAAUUCAUCAAGUGGUGGGAGUCUGUGGCUUCGAUACGUCGGUUGCCUGGGAAGUUUGAUUUGAAUUGGAAAGAGCUGGACUGGAAGUCCUACGAGCAGCAUCCCCUGCCUCGGUUCUAUGUAAUCUUUGGCACUUCUUUCGGAUUUCGUGAGGAUAAGACUGUCGCUCUUAGCCGGCAUCCCUUGGUGGAAAGCUGUAAAGAGUUGCAGCUGUUCACAAACGUCAAUCUUGGAGGACAGUUGCUAAGUCGAACGGAAGAUGUGUAUUCCAUGAUGAACCACAUUGCGAAGAAUGAUGCACCUGCACGAGCAAUCAUCGAAUUAUACUAUCAAGAUGUUAUAAAGGCAAAAUUAUAG
This is a messenger RNA of Penicillium concentricum, 1299 nucleotides long. RefSeq lists its product as uncharacterized. Gene Ontology annotation, biological process: long-chain fatty-acyl-CoA metabolic process. The transcript has 2 exons. NCBI's taxonomy places the organism in Eukaryota, Fungi, Ascomycota, Eurotiomycetes, Eurotiales, Aspergillaceae. The record is from RefSeq and is a predicted model, not a curated record. The coding region runs from base 1 to 1299 and encodes 432 amino acids. Gene Ontology annotation, cellular component: peroxisome. Gene Ontology annotation, molecular function: alcohol-forming very long-chain fatty acyl-CoA reductase (NADP+) activity.